AUGGGACUUCAAAUGCUUUCUUUCUUGGCGAGCCUCCUUCUCAUCCUUCUGCUACUGCUAUGGACUUCAGACUGCGACGCACUCCUUCUCCUGGAGUCGGCGGGGCGUUCACUGCACUUCACGCGUCAGGCGGCAAGGGAGGUGCACGACGUGGUGGCUCGCACUGACGUCCUUGCGCUUCUCGACUGGCACAUGGUGCAGGGCGUCCAGGGCCUGCAACUGCGUGUGGCCCUCCUGCUGCGGCCGGAGAAUGCGACAAGCUCAGAAACUACUGGGCCUUCGCUUGUCGCCAUUGACGACAUCUUCCUGCCCUGCCUGCAGGCACCAGAAGCACUGAGCAACGUGGACGGUGCGGUAUCCGUGGUGUUUUACGUUCCCCACACUGCGGUUCAGGUCUUGUACCCGUGCGGAUACGAUGAUGCCUCCGCUUCACUGCACAUGCUGGUGGCCCACUGGCGCGACGGGAAUUUAACUGUGUCCUCGAACGAGGCCGUUCUUUCCCUUGGAGUGGCACGGCGUUGGCUUCUGUCUCACGAUGCCGGCGACGCCGAUGCCCAGUUGCUCUAUAUACAAGGCCUGGAUGGGGCCACAAGCGCCAUCCUGCUGGAGCGGGGGGAGUCGUUGGGCGUGUAUCCCUCCGGCAUCGCACGACUGCGAUUCCCGCAAAAAUCCACUAUGCGGGAGACAGAGCUGGUGUCUUCGUGUUUUCUCUUCAGCCUUGGAGUGAGUGGCCUCGUGCGACAUUCCCGGCUGGAGGACACGUUUCACUUUGAGCUCUACCGCCUGUUCUCCUCGGGGAAAUCGGCAGAGUUGCUGCUAGAGACGUCCACAGCGAUCUUCACUGACCUUGACUCUAAGGAAAGGCGCCACUGCAGUUUGUCCUCGCGGGUUGCUUUCACUGGCUGCAGCCUCACCCUCUCAAGUGCACCGGCGCUGCAGGUUGAGGUUGCGCUGACGGCGACGCUGGAGUCUCCCACCGCCAGCGCUUCCCAGGAUAUCGGCGGUUGGGUGACGUGCGGCACGACGCUGCUUAAGGGCAGAGCCGUCGUGAGGGAUGGGGGUUUACAGCUGCUUGCCUCGCCGCUUCGCCGCGCCCAGUUCAUACCGGCGACGCAGAUGGAGGCGGCUGCGGCGGAGGAGGGAGGGCACACACGCGGGAGGGUCGGCCGCUGCACUUUUCAUCACAGCAACGACACGCUGUAUUGCGACGGUGCCGAAGAACCUGUUUGCCCCCGCAUGUGUGAGGUCUCUCGUCACUGCCUUGCACUGCAGGCGUGGUGGCGACCGCCCACUGGUGUGGAUCGUUAUUUUUGUCGCUGGAUGGGUGUCGGCUUGGUUGAGGUGUCUACUUUUUUGUUUAUUCUCUUCACGGCAACGUUCGCGGUCCAAGUUGCAACGCGACUGUUGCGUCUGCGGCGUUUUGGGGUUUCUUUUUGA
Molecule: messenger RNA, 1437 nt
Organism: Trypanosoma conorhini
Lineage: Eukaryota; Euglenozoa; Kinetoplastea; Trypanosomatida; Trypanosomatidae
Exons: 1
Coding region: 1-1437 (478 amino acids)
Source: RefSeq, a predicted model, not a curated record